AUGAUUUCGCUGAUUCUGUUAUACCUGGGCUUAUCAAUUGUGUUGAUAAAUGCGCUUACUUGGACAUUGAAACGGUUCCGACUCCAUGAAACGAAGUUCCAGCACGGCCUUACCGUUAACCUUGCACCGGUGCGGUAUCUGAUCAACCUCACAUACAAGAUCAACUCCAAGAUCCCGUUUGUGGACAAGCCGUCUACGACCAUCAGCGAGAUCCGCGUCCAUCCCAUCAAGUCGUUUCCGGCUUUGAAAGUGCAAUCGUGGAAAGUCACCGAGUUCGGGCUUGACUGCGACCGGAUGUACAUGUUGAGCAAAUGGGACAAGGAACACAACAAAUGGCUGAUGGUGUCGCUGCGCGAGUACCCGUCGUUGAGUCAGGUCGAGUUGCGGCUGGAAGACGACAUGUUUGUGGUUGGGUUCCAAAAUAAAGACUAUUUCAGCGUCCCUCGCACUGUCACCGACGAGUACUUCAAGGCAAUGACUUCGGCCCCUUCGACGGCCGAUCUGUGGAAGGUCGAGUUCGAGGCGUUCGCUCUGGAUAAACUUGACCUGAAACCGUUCUUGGAGGCGGUGGGAUUACCGCUGGAUCUGCAAUUGGUGUUUGCUCCGUUUGGAAAACUGGUUAUCACCAAUUCGCCAAAAAACCUCACCACGCGCCCGGGCUUCGUCCCUGGCUCGCACGAACAGUACCGUGUGACCAAGUUCCAGGACUACUUCCCCGUCCUGCUGAUUUCACAGUCGGAUAUCGACGAUUUGAACCAACGGCUGGUGAAAGGGUUCGGGCCAGACUUCCAGACCAGUUCUACGCAUUUCCGUCCUAAUAUCCUGAUCGAGGGUCCAAAAAGGCCCUUCGACACCGACGACUGGUACAGAUUCACCGUCAACGGACGCGAGUGGAUCGUCGCGUCGAAAUGUCCCCGCUGCGUGAUACCAAACAUCGACUUUGAAAAAGGUAAGGUGCAUAGCAAACACCCUGUUUCGCGGACGUUGGCGAAAUUCCGCAGAAUCGACGUGGGCAACCCGUUCCAGUCUUAUUUUGGUGUGAAUGCCGUGCAGAUCCAGCACGGAUACACGAUCAGCGUCGGCGACAAGGUCCAAUUGCUUGAACGGAGACUCAAUCAAUACGGCGAUCUGUCUUGA
Molecule: messenger RNA, 1137 nt
Organism: Ogataea philodendri
Lineage: Eukaryota; Fungi; Ascomycota; Pichiomycetes; Pichiales; Pichiaceae
Exons: 1
Coding region: 1-1137 (378 amino acids)
Molecular function (GO): catalytic activity; pyridoxal phosphate binding; molybdenum ion binding
Source: RefSeq, a predicted model, not a curated record